Messenger RNA from Batrachochytrium dendrobatidis JAM81, 672 nucleotides. Its product is annotated as DNA replication protein SLD5. The transcript has 7 exons. Lineage: Eukaryota; Fungi; Chytridiomycota; Chytridiomycetes; Rhizophydiales. Gene Ontology annotation, cellular component: GINS complex. Gene Ontology annotation, biological process: double-strand break repair via break-induced replication; DNA-templated DNA replication. Bases 1 to 672 code for a protein of 223 amino acids. The record is from RefSeq and is a predicted model, not a curated record.
AUGAUUGGAAGCGAUGCUGAGCUAGAUGAGAUAUUGAACGCUGGUGAAAACAUACAGCCAAUUCAAAAACCUCCUGCUGCUGAUAUUUAUCAGAGUAUGAUUCGAGCUUGGGUGAAUGAAAAGGCUGCUCCUGAUCUACUUCCAUUCCAGCACGAUCUUGUUUCUCAGUUGCGAUUUAUUGUUGAAACUCAGCAAGAAGGCGUGCAUCUCCGUUAUUCUGGCCAACCCACAUUUAAUUUUUUGAAAUUCAUCUAUGGGCUUGAGCUCGAGAGAAUAAAAUUUGUGCUUCGGAGUUAUAUUAGACUAAGGCUUGGAAAGAUUCAGCACAUGACAAUCUACCUACUAUCUGAUCCAGAGUUACGAAUGUGCAUGUCAGAUGAAGAGCUUUUUUUUGCUGAAAGAUUUCAAACACUGAUUCAGACAUAUCACAAAGGAUCCUAUUUGGGGAAUUUAUCAAAGCAAUGGCAAGCUUUGGACAGUGAUGAAAUGCCAUUCAUUACAGUCAUGAAACCAGAUCUAGACACUGCUGUAUUCUGUAGAGUUACACAAGAUGUGGGGGAUCUUCAAAUUAAUGAGAUAUCCAAAGCGUAUCAGCGAGUGUUUCAGGCGACAUUUUUAUUCAAAUCUAGUCAUGUCAAGAUCGACAAGUUUGAUACUAGACCCGUCCAUUGA